UCAGGCUACUAUGUAUGGUUCGCUAGGGAUGUUUGGCGAUGGCUUAUUGGACUUAGCAAUUAGUUAUUGAGUUCUGGGAAGUUUUAUUUUUUUUCCUUGUUUGGAGUGUCAAAGAGAAGAACCGGAUCUUGUAUUGUCAAGAUGAAGUUCAUGAAACUUGGUUCCAAGCCAGACACCUUUCAGACUGAUGGUAAUGUUAGGUAUGUGGCAAAUGAGCUGGCAUCAGAUAUCGUUGUUAAUGUAGGGGAUAUAAAGUUUUAUUUACAUAAGUUUCCUCUUCUGUCAAAGAGUUCUCACCUGCAGAAGUUGAUCACUGCAACUAAUGAAGAAGAAAACAGAGAUGAAGUUCAAAUUUCUGACAUUCCUGGAGGCGCUGCUGCCUUUGAGAUGUGUGCCAAGUUUUGCUAUGGCAUGGUUGUUACCCUCAAUGCUUACAAUGUGGUUUCAACUCGAUGUGCAGCUGAGUACCUUGGAAUGCAUGAGACUGUUGAGAAAGGGAACCUUAUCUACAAGAUUGAUGUUUUCCUUAGCUCUAGCAUUUUACUCAGUUGGAAGGACUCAAUCAUUGUUCUUCAGACAUGCAAGUCUAUUUCACCCUUGGCUGAAGACCUAAAAGUGGUCAACCGGUGCAUCGAAUCGAUAGCAAACAAGGCAUGUGUUGAUGUAUCCAGAGUUGACUGGUCCUAUACCUAUAACCGAAAGAAGCUUCUAGAGGAAAAUGGUAUUGAUCAAAACAAGAAUGUUGUCAGAACUCGGUCAGUUCCCAAAGACUGGUGGGUUGAGGAUUUGUGUGAGCUUGAAGUUGAUUUAUUUAAGUCGGUAAUUACUAAUAUCAAGUCCAAGGCAAUUCUUUCUGCUGAAGUGAUUGGAGAAGCUCUCAAAGCUUAUGCUCACAGAAGAUUGCCAAAUUUCAGCAAGAGUACCAGCCAAUGUGGGGAUGUGUCUAAACAUCAUUUGAUCAUUGAAACAAUUGUAUGGUUAUUGCCAGCUGAGAAAGGCUCUGUUUCUUGUAGAUUCUUAGUCAAGUUAUUGAAAGCUGCCAUUUCUUUGGAGUCAGGAGACAUGACCAUAGAAGAGCUGGUGAAGAGAAUUGGACAGCAAUUGGAGGAAGUUUCUGUAAGCGAUAUUUUGAUACGAGCCCCGGAUGGUGAUGCUAGCACCAUUUAUGAUGUUAGUAUAGUACAGAAAAUUGUAAAGGAGUAUUUGAUGCAGGAUCUCAAUACUGAAAUUGAAUCGGUUGGAGGUGAUGGUGAUAUUGAGGACUCAAGAAAGCCUGCUGGGAUUUUAUCAGAUGCUUCCAAGCUAAUGGUUGCAAAACUCAUAGAUGGAUAUCUUGCUGAAAUAGCAAAGGACCCCAAUUUACUUUUGUCUCAGUUUGUUGAUCUUGCUGAGCUGGUAUCCGGCAUCCCUCGUCCAGCUCAUGAUGGGCUUUACAGGGCCAUUGAUAUGUAUCUUAAGGUUCACCCCGGGAUCAGCAAAGGCGAGAGGAAGAGGAUAUGCAAGUUGAUGGACUGCAAAAAGUUAUCAGCUGAAGCUUGCAUGCAUGCUGUGCAAAAUGAGAGGUUACCGAUGCGAGUAGUUGUGCAGGUGCUCUAUUUUGAGCAGGUGAGGACUGCCGCAUCAUCUGGCGCCAGCACUCCUGAUGUACACAGAGGAGGAAUGAAGGAUCUCAACAAUGGGGGUUCACAUGGCAGCUCAAAAUCCGGAACAACAGCUAACACAGAAGAUGACUUAGUGGACGGUUUGGGAACAGCAGAGGAGCUGAAGGCAUUAAGGAAGGAACUUGCAUCCUUGAGGAUGAGCAGUGAGAAAGAUACCGGAGAUCAUAACAAUAACAAAUCUAACUCAGACAAGGCUGUGAUUACAAAGAUGAAGGGUCUGCUCAAGUCAAAAAGGUCAUUCAUGAAGGCAUGGACUAGCAAAGGAGGAGGAGGAGGAGAAAAUAGUGGAUCAGACUCAUCAGAAAGUAUUGGCUCUGCUAACCCAGAAGAAGCUAAAUCCACACCUUCAAGAAAUAGGAGGUAUUCAGUUUCCUAAAGUGGUUUGACUCUUCCUUUCAAGUUUCUUUUCUUUAACACGAGAAAACUGAGGUACAUAUAGUUUGAAGAGCACAGAUCACUUGAAGAAUUACUGCAAGUUAAAAUGAGGAGAGGUGGGGCUCACUUUUGUGUCCCUUUAUAUAGAUCUUAUGGAGGUGGGUCCAAUCUUUCUCGUUUUCUCUCUUUACACCACUUGAAGUGAUUCCAGUGAUCCAAGUUCAAUAGUUCAGAAGAGCAGUGUAUUUUGAAGAAUGGAG
This is a messenger RNA of Neltuma alba, 2296 nucleotides long. RefSeq names its product BTB/POZ domain-containing protein NPY2-like. Gene Ontology annotation, molecular function: protein binding. NCBI's taxonomy places the organism in Eukaryota, Viridiplantae, Streptophyta, Magnoliopsida, Fabales, Fabaceae. The record is from RefSeq and is a predicted model, not a curated record. The coding region runs from base 142 to 2037 and encodes 631 amino acids. The transcript has 4 exons.